CUCCCAAUCCCACCACCUUAUUCCUCCACUUUUUCCUCAUUUCUAAUUUCAAACAACAAUUUAUCGGGUGAAGUAUCACAACUAAUUUGCAAAUUCAAAUCCCUUAGGUAUCUUGAUCUAUCCUUCAAUAGUUUGGGUGGAAAGCUUCCCCAGUGUUUGAGCCAGUUUAGCAAUUCUCUUUCGUUGUUGGAUUUGAGAGGAAACAAAUUUGAGGGAAAUAUUCUGUCAACAUGGAGAAAUGGAUGCCAACUGAGAAUGAUCAGUAUGAGCCAAAAUCAAUUGCAAGGGCAAUUGCCCAGGUCAUUAGCCAACUGUUCAUUACUGGAAUUCAUUGAUUUUGGCAGCAACCAAAUAUUUGAUACUUUUCCAGUUUGGUUAGUUACAGCAAGUGAGUUGAGAAUUCUUAUCUUGCGAUCUAAUAGUUUGCAUGGUGUCAUUAAUGAUGAUUUUGGUUUCUCAAAUAUUCAAGUCAUCGACUUAUCCAACAAUAAUUUUAGAGGGAAGCUCCCAUCAAUGUUCAUUGAUGCGCCGAAUCCAAUGAGAGCCCUCAAUGUAAGUCGCACACUUGAAUACAUGGAGCAAGGUUUGUAUCCACCUAGCUUUUGGAGUUCCGAAGAAUUUGGCUCAUUUGAUUACUCAUUGACCAUGCAUAACAAGGGUUUGGAAAUGAACUAUAUGAAGAUUCCAAAUAUUUUUUGUGGCGUCGAUUUCUCCUCCAACAAUUUUGAAGGGCAGAUACCUGAAACAUUUGGAAAUCUCGCAGGGCUUCAGCUGCUAAAUCUUUCUAGAAACUACCUCAGCGGUCAAAUACCGUCUUCUUUCUCCAACUUGACAAGUUUAGAGUGUUUGGAUCUUUCCCAAAACCAACUCUCAGGGAACAUUCCUAUGGAGCUAACAAAACUCACUCCUCUUUCAUCAUUUAACGUGUCAUUUAACAAUCUCUCUGGCCCCAUACCACAAGGAAAUCAGUUCUGUACCUAUGACGCCAAAUCUUAUGAAGGGAAUCCUGGAUUGUUCAUUGGAACUUGGAAUAAGCAGUGCGGAAAUGCAAGGUCUUCGCCUCAGCUGCAGCAGCAGCCUCCACCCGCUACAUUUGAUGGUGGAGACGAUGAUGUUGAUUCAGAAUAUGAGUUUAGAAUGAAGUGGAUAAUAAUAUUGAUUGGAUUCGUCAGUGGUUUACUGGGUGGAGUGAUAGUUGGGAACGAAUUCACCACAAGAAAACACGAUUGGCUCGUCAAGACAUUUGCAAGGAAACGGAGAGGGUAGGCAUAAGAGGAGAAACAUACGCUAUAUAUAAGCAUUCUCAGUUGUGUUUUGAAGUGGGACAAAGAAAUAAAUGGUAAUGUA
Cuscuta campestris is the source of this 1347-nucleotide messenger RNA. Lineage: Eukaryota; Viridiplantae; Streptophyta; Magnoliopsida; Solanales; Convolvulaceae. The record is from the annotation of a GenBank genome assembly.